GCUGUCCGUACCCCGCCCACUCUCUUCCUCACACAUGCCGUCACUAUUCUUGGUCUCCUUCUGUGUUGACUGCGCUUUGUUCAUCUGAUCGAUCCAUUAUAAGAUAUUCAAAAUACUGGAUAUAAAAUAAGUAUACAACAUGGCCGGAACUGAAAAAGAGAAGAUGCUUCGCGGGGAGCUUUAUUGUGCCUUCACCCCUGACCUCCUGGCGGAAAGGACUCGUUGUAAACAUGCCUGUAACCGGUUCAACAACGCCGGGGAGGUUUCGCGACGACGCUUACUUGAACUUUGGAAAGAUAUAGUUCAGGACACAACGCCUCUUCCUCCCGCCAAAGAAGACCCCGUCGAAGACGAAGAGGUGCUGAAGAGGGAACCUUGGAUUGAGCCCCCAAUUCGAAUGGAUUACGGGUACAAUGUUAAGGUUGGCGCAGGGGCCUUUAUUAACUUUGACUGUGUCAUUCUUGACACCUGCCUGGUGACAAUCGGAGCACGAACUCUCCUUGGACCCAAGGUUGCUCUGUACAGUGGAACGCAUCCUCUAGAUCCGGCAAUUCGCAAUGGAACGUCAGGUCCGGAGUCGGGCAAGGAAAUCCAUAUCGGGGAGGAUUGCUGGCUAGCAGGGAAUGUGAUUGUUCUUCCAGGGGUGACGAUAGGAGAUGGGGCAGUGAUUGGGGCUGGUAGUGUAGUAACCAAGGUAUGUUAUAACAAUAUUUCUGCUUUCUCUUGUUCAUAUGUGAACUUUGAUUUUUACUAUAGGAUGUCCCUGCUUAUCAUCUUGCUGUGGGAAACCCAGCGAAAAUCGUGCGCAAGAUUGAUACUACACAAGCAGCAUAAUAUGGCUGACGGGGCAGGUGGACGACGGGUUUGCUCUUUUGUCGAGUUGGCUUUUCGAUAUUCUCCUUUACUGUUCAUAUAAAUAUGCAUGUUGUUGAUUCGGAUUAGUAUAGUAAUAGGGCGAAGCCAUGCAGCGGAUUCGAUCAUUUUCGUAGAUAUAUGCAUUGAUCAUUGCAUUAGAGCUUGUAUGCCGACUUUCUCUUGGCGGGUUGAUAUGUUCAGGUGGAACCUGGACCCGUACUUUUUUGUAAGCCUUCAUUUAAG
This is a messenger RNA of Aspergillus ochraceoroseus IBT 24754, 1098 nucleotides long. Its product is annotated as sugar O-acetyltransferase. The transcript is spliced from 3 exons. The coding region runs from base 140 to 916 and encodes 258 amino acids. The record is from RefSeq and is a predicted model, not a curated record. NCBI's taxonomy places the organism in Eukaryota, Fungi, Ascomycota, Eurotiomycetes, Eurotiales, Aspergillaceae. Gene Ontology annotation, molecular function: acetyltransferase activity.